CUCCGAAAACCCAAACAAACACCAAUAGCUCUAUUAUUAAAGACGUUUAUAGCCGCGACAGAGUGUAAUCUCGGUAAUUCUUGCAGAUUGUAUACAUAUAUAUGAAUAAUUCUCUAUCGGAGGCUAUCUUGCUCAGGAGAAGGUAACAGCUACACGGUAUCGUCAUGAAACACUGCAAGUUAGCUCGCUAGCACUUAGCAAGCUGAUGAAUGUGUGCUGCCGCUGCUAAGGUAGCCAUUUUGGAAUCGUGUUGUUCAAACGAAGCCAGGUCCACUCUGUUCCCGUGCUGAUACCAGUGAACCCUCAGCAAGAAACAGACAACUGCACAGAAACUUCAUGUGAGAGAAACAACUUCAAGAAGCAAAGGAAAGACCCACUUGACACAUUUUGGACACAUGAUGUUUUUCAACUUUCAUUUUUUUUGCGCACAGAGGAAAAGGAGUUGUUUGAGCUUUUCUUAAGGAUUUCUUUUUGGACAAGUUUAAUUGUUGUUAAGCAACUAUUGUGCAUCACACAAAGACCUUUUGACUUGUGGAAGAUUUUUGUUUGGCUUUUCAGCUUGCAUAUCUAUGAAAUCAGAGCUAUACCCUAUAUCUGCUUCAAUCAGAAAGCUGUUGAUAAUUAAAUGGUCAUCUUACAAAUGUGAUAUUAAAACAUAUAAAGAUAAAAACACCACUAUAAUGCAUCAUCCAGCAGCAUCCCUGUUUCACUAACCAAAACUGAAAAUGACAGCAAUGUAACAUAGGGUUUUACUUCCUUCAUUGUCAUGUGACUUUGAACCUUUCAGCAUUAUUUUCUUCAAACUCAGACAGUCUUUUUCAUCAGUUUAAUGAGGUGAGCAGUGGCUUUCAGUGACCUCCAUUGCCAGUAAAAGAGUCUCUGAACUCAUUUUUCUUUUCUGCAUGCUGUUUCAGUAGAUCUUAAAAUGAUUCGGUAAAAGGUCCGUCCGCGCUAAAACAUACUGGCACACAGUGUGGCAGGACGACGCCUGUCUCUCCCCCCAUCGUGUGUCAAAGUGGAACUGCUACACUAACGGCUGUCCAUACUUCAGGGCAGAAGAUUUUCCCAGACUGCUUCCUUGUAUUAAUAAUAAGAACCUGGCUCUUCCUUGCCGUUAGGACAAAUCAGUUCAUUUUGCCAAUCAGCAUAAAGUCCAAUCAGGUUUUAGUCUUACUCCUGACAUUUAGAGCAAAUGGUUCAAAUACAUUUGUGAAGGAUUCAAUCUGACUGGAAACAGUAGCACUCAUCAUCAUCAAUUCAUCAGAGACGUGACCGGCACAGGAGCUGCUUGGGAAUCUGGUUCAGGAAGGGAAAUCUGUCCCUCAUAACCCUGUGCGCUUCUGCUUUUAAAAACUACUUCCUGCUUGGCCAGUUCUCUGGAUCACCAUUCCAGAUCAUUCCUGCGACCCUUUGACUCGUCUCCCAGUGUUUCACCCUGGACGAAGGGAUCUGCCUCUGGGGAAAGGGGCUGUGCUGUCCUGGCGGAGCUGGAGAGGGGGUUGUCGGUGUACUGCUCCCUGUCUGUCAGUGCACACACUCAGUGAUCAGCGCCAACAGGCCUGAGGAACCGAGCCCAGCCGGAGCGAGAGAGGAGGCAGAGGACUUCAGAGCCACAGACUCUGGGAUCCUGGCCAUGAGGUUUGAUGCCUCGAUCCACUGACCGGAAACACUGGACCUAAAUGGCGCAGCAUGACUUUGUCCCUGCCUGGCUUAACUUCUCCACGCCCCAGCCUGCCAAGUCCCCUGCUGCCAACCUUGAGAAACAAGGUGAGCCCCACCUCCACAGAGACAGCCGAACUGCUGUGAGUCGCCGCCGCCACAACUCCUCUGAUGGCUUCUUCAACAACGGCUCCCUGCGCGCUCCAGCAGGGGACGGAUGGCAGCAGCCCUCUCUGCUUCUACGGCAUGACUCUGUGGACUCUGGGGUGGCCAAAGGUGGGCAUGGUGGGCUGGCAGGGGGCUCAUGUUGGAAGGAAACACCCAGCUGGCAUGGAGCUUCACGGGGUGCCCAGGAUGGCCACCACCACCAGGGACGCCACCCCAAACGGGUAGGAGGCGACAGGGACAGGCAAGGGGUGCACCGGCAGCGCAAUGGCAACUUUCAUCCCCGCAAGGGCACCUCGUACCAGGACAAGUUCCCCAACGAGGAACGCAAAGACGGCAAGGACGACAAGCUGAAGUUCGUGGAAGAGGACUUUCCUUCCCUCAAUCCUGAAACAACUGGAAAGCCUGGGACUCAGAUGCGUGCAGUGGCUCCCCAUGCUGGAGUGUGGGAAAACCCCCCUAGUGGCAAACAGAUGGCGUCCAAAAUGCUGGUUAUCAAGAAGGUUUCCAAGGAGGACCCCAGCACGGCCUUCUCUGCUGGGUUUGCCACUGCUGGCGCCUUGCCCACCAACGGCAGCAAAGCUCCCAUUGCAGGCUCCAGCGUCUACAAGAACCUGGUCCCAAAGCCUGCUGUGGCCCCCACAAAAAGCACCCAGUGGAAAUCCAGUGGUAGAGAGAUCACUAAGUCUGGCCUUCACAUGCCAGGCCGAGAUUCAGUCUUCACCAGCCCCGUCUCUGCAGCCAAACCCAGCACCCCAGUCAGUGCACCACAGCACAACACCCCAAAAGAGCACCCUUCUAGCACGACUCCUCCCAUAGACAUAGCCCCGUCGAGGCUGAAGCUGAUGCGUCGUGGUCCGGACCGCAAGAGCGAGUUCCUGCGAGCCCUGAAGGACGAGGGCACCGGAGAGCUGACGACAAGCAGCAGCCCGGGAACAUCAGGAGAGGGUGAAAGCACCACCCCAGAGCCCAAAGCCUAUAGCGAGGAAGUCUGCCAUGAGAAUGGUCUGUCCUACUCCCUCAGUGACUCAGACACCGAACACCUGUCCAGCUCUCUGGAGGCAGAGCACAGGUUGCUGAAGGCCAUGGGCUGGCAGGAGUACCCAGAAAAUGAUGACAACUUCCUGCCUCUGACGGAGGAUGAGCUGAGAGAGUUCCAGACUAAAACUGAGCAGCUGAAGAGGAACGGCAUGCAGAGGAAUGGGGUUCUCCCGAGGGCGCGGGGUGUAACCCUCCACUUCACCCCCUGGAGGAGUGUGGCGGAGGUGAACGUCGAAGAGGGCUCAGAGUCCGAAACCAGUAGCAGCAGCCAGACCUCUGAUGACGACGACUGCAUCAAAUCCUAACGUGGCUUUACGGAACAAAAAAAAUCAACACCACCACAACAUCCCAGCAAGCAAUCCCCCUCUUCCUCUCUCAUCUUUGUUUUUAGAGCACCAUUUUGAAUUUCUUUUGUUUUGAUUUUUUUUGUCGUCAUUCUUGCACAAGGGAAAAACCAAUCAUAUCCCAGUGAAGGGGGAGAUACCUGCUCCGCCAGACGUCGUUUUCCCUGCGUUUCCUCCUUCACUGCAGUCCCUGCCCUCUUUGACCUCCCUCCUCCCCCUCCCUCCUUUUUCUUCCUCGCUUCGUGGAACUGAAGUGUUCAUCAAGAAAAGAAGGGCAAUGAAUGCACACUUGAUUCUGCUUUAAACAGACUAACUCAUUUCAUUGAUGAUGCUGAUGACACAUUAUUAAUGAUAUUAAUAAAAAUUGGUUCCUGACAAGCUGAUAUGUUUCAAUAUGAA
This is a messenger RNA of Micropterus salmoides (largemouth bass), 3608 nucleotides long. It is a transcript of the gene gpbp1l1, whose product is annotated as GC-rich promoter binding protein 1-like 1. Gene Ontology annotation, molecular function: DNA binding; RNA binding. The transcript is spliced from 12 exons. NCBI's taxonomy places the organism in Eukaryota, Metazoa, Chordata, Actinopteri, Centrarchiformes, Centrarchidae. Gene Ontology annotation, biological process: positive regulation of DNA-templated transcription; DNA-templated transcription. The record is from RefSeq and is a predicted model, not a curated record. Gene Ontology annotation, cellular component: nucleus. The coding region runs from base 1680 to 3170 and encodes 496 amino acids.